UUUACGCAAGAAAGAUUGUGAUUGGACGAUUUGUUUUGUGGUUCAAAUAGUAGCGGGUGUUGAGUAGUCAUGCAGGCAUAGUAUAACACCAGAUUGUUUAUAUUUUACAAACGUUUUGAAAGGAAAGAUGCCAAAGAUGGAGGGCAGAUUGUCACUUUUGGCGAUGUACGAUGAUAUUAUGAGGAAGUCCAGAGUGUUACAGGCAGGAGAUGAAACAGAAUUUCGAAGAUUUGUUCAGAACCAAGAACAGUGCAGAUACAAAUGGCAAGGUUUAGAAGUAGAGGUCCAACAUCUUCAGGAAAGAAUUCGUCAGCUAGAGUCGGAAAACAGUGGGCUUACUCUCAAACUCAAGCAUGCUAGAGGGGUGAUUGAGGAAGAAUUGGAAAAAGCAAGGGUUUUAGAACAAGAAAGAGAUGAACAGGAGCGUCAGAUUGGACUGAUACGAGAACUUCUGAAUGACCGCAAUGGACGGAAAGACCUGAAUGAGCAAGAAAGAGAAAGGCUUUUCAUGCUGAGUACGACUCAUAGGUCACAUCUAGAGGGUUCCCCAUCUAAAAGGAAAUCAGAAACUUCUCACAGGGAAAGGAAACGGUUGCGUACCAUCAAUGAGUCGGCUCACUCCAUGUUGUCAGAUGACGAGUAUGACAAGACAGAAGACGACCUACAUACCAGUCGUCUCAGGAGUGGCCGCAAGUUCAAACGACCCUCGGCCCCACCCCUGGAGGAGGAAUUUCCCAAGAAAAGGAAAAGUGGGGAUGAGAAAGACAGUUCUAUCAUUACCACGACAACGGUGACCAUUGGUGCCGACGGAGCACCUGUUGCCGCGGAAACAGAAGUCAAGACUGUGAAAACUCUUAACAAGAGCUUCAGUGAGCCAGCCCUUGACAAACACAUGGUUGCCCCGGACAGAGAUGCAGACAGUGAACCAGAAUCAGAGGAAUCGUACUAUGGCACACCCAGGAAUAACAACAACAGGAGGAAGUCCAGGGGAAUUCUCAAAACUACACCAUCUGAAACACCACAGUUACGGAAGGCCAACUCUGCCAGUAAAGGCUUGAACCGAGUUCAUGUUUUCAUGUCCAAGACAGUCAUCAAACCUGAAAGCUGUGUUCCCUGUGGAAAAAGAAUCAGAUUUGGUAAACUGGCAAUGAAAUGUAAAGAUUGUCGCUCCACCUGCCACCCAGACUGUAAGGAUAAUCUCCCCUUGCCGUGUAUACCCCUGGCCCCUGGUACCCCCGGCGGCCACAAACUUAUCGGGGGAAUCAUUAGUGAUUAUGCCCCCUUGGAGAGACCCAUGAUUCCAGCUCUUGUGGUGCAUUGUGUGAAUGAAGUAGAGACUAGAGGACUCAGUGAAGUGGGAAUCUACCGAGUUCCUGGGUCUGACUCCCAGGUCAAAGAUCUGAAGAAGGAAUUCAUGAAGGGAAAAGGUGUGCCAAAUUUGUCCCACAUUGAUGACAUCCAUGUGGUUUGUGGCUGUCUGAAAGAUUUCCUGCGAGGAAUGAAGGAACCUUUGGUCACGUUUGGACUGUGGAAGGACUUUGUUAGUGCUGCUGAGAACAGGGACCAAGCCCUGGGUCUGUCAGAGGUCUAUCAGGCCAUUAGUCAGCUCCCUCAGGCCAAUAAAGACACCUUAGCCUUCCUCAUCCUUCAUCUGCUGAGGGUUGGAGAUAUUCCUGACUGUAAGAUGCCUCUCAGUAACCUGGCCAAGGUGUUUGGGCCGACAAUCGUAGGCUACUCCGUACCGGACCCCGAACCUCUACAGAUGAUCAGCGAGACCAAGUACCAGGCCAUGGUAAUGGAGAAGCUGUUUCAGAUCCCCGUGGAUUACUGGGAGUCGUAUCUGAAUGUGGACGACGAGAACAUCUACCCCAACCAGUACAACACACCACAGACACCAGAGGGAUCAAUGCCCCACAGCCGACUUGGCCCACUUCAUACACCAGGGUCACAUGACUUUAGAAGCAAGACAUGGGGAAAGAACUCCUUUACUCCCAAUAAGGGCAAGAAAGGUCGGCUUCUCCCUCCUCUAGUUCCCAUGCCACGGUCGGUCAGUGAGUCCAAGAUUUAAAUUAAAAGGUUCUCCAACAAAAGUAACCAUGUCACUAAAAAGCCAAGUCAUUUCUUCUCCUCCCCAAAACUCAACUGAGUCUGACUUAACAUCAAGUGACUUGCACCAACAUUAAAAUAACAUAAAGAAGUUCACGAGCCAAAUUUGGAUCUUCAUGUAUAAAAGAAUGUGUGAGCAAGGUCUACAUCAGUACAUGGCAAAAAAAUAAACCACAAAGGUAUUUGGUGAAAAUUCAACUGGUAAAGAGUAUCUGUAGAGAGCCUCUGUAUUCUACAUCCUUGGGUUUCACUCCAUUCGAAUGUAAAUAUCGUAGACGAUGUUUUGUAUUGUAGUGUAAUAAAUUAAUAAUUAUUAUUAAACUGCAGUUUGUGUACAUAUGUUAAUAACCCUUUUUGUUCUACAAAGUUUGUUUUCUUUCGCGUAUGUAUUUUGUUUAUUUUAUGUUUAUUUUUGUUUGUUUUCCCCAGUUUUCACCUUCAGGUCUGCUAGUAUGUCAAAGAAAUGAUUUUUUAAUGGAAUAUUAUAAUUUAUUUAAGCCUGAUAUAAUUAUCCAUGGCAGAUCACUGUUCAAAAUUUGAUAUAAAUUUUUUCUAAAGAAAAGAUUCCAAAGUUUUUUUUUUAUUGAGGGUUAUUUAUUUUUUUUGUCAUGGAUUAAGGAAUAAAGGGAAAUGAAUGUUUAAUUUAGGCUUUGUAUAUUUACAAUGUAUUUAUUUAUCAAUAUUAAAUCAAGAAAAAAAGUCUGUAUAUAGUGUCUAGUUUUAUUUACAUGUAUGUAUUUUCCUGU
Saccostrea cuccullata (small rock oyster) is the source of this 2852-nucleotide messenger RNA. RefSeq names its product rac GTPase-activating protein 1-like. Gene Ontology annotation, molecular function: GTPase activator activity. Gene Ontology annotation, biological process: Rho protein signal transduction; mitotic spindle midzone assembly; mitotic cytokinesis. The transcript is spliced from 21 exons. The record is from RefSeq and is a predicted model, not a curated record. Gene Ontology annotation, cellular component: centralspindlin complex; cleavage furrow; spindle midzone. Lineage: Eukaryota; Metazoa; Mollusca; Bivalvia; Ostreida; Ostreidae. The coding region runs from base 128 to 2068 and encodes 646 amino acids.